This is a messenger RNA of Liolophura sinensis, 7722 nucleotides long. RefSeq names its product protocadherin Fat 4-like. NCBI's taxonomy places the organism in Eukaryota, Metazoa, Mollusca, Polyplacophora, Chitonida, Chitonidae. Gene Ontology annotation, biological process: homophilic cell-cell adhesion. The transcript has 27 exons. Gene Ontology annotation, cellular component: plasma membrane. The coding region runs from base 286 to 7722 and encodes 2478 amino acids. The record is from RefSeq and is a predicted model, not a curated record. Gene Ontology annotation, molecular function: calcium ion binding.
UAAGUUGUGUUUCAACUUCACGUUUGCAGGUGGUGAUCACUGUGGAGCGUUCUUUGGGGUGUGCCGUGCCGUUGUUCACCUUUGGCGUUCAAGAGUCCAUCAGUAGUGGCAGUUUGAUAGGCAAGGUGGCCGCCGGGGAUCCAAUUCAGGGGAGUGGACUCAAGUACCGUUUAAGAAGUAAACUAGACCUCCCCUUUCAAAUUGAUCCUUACAAGGGGGACAUUUACCUGCAGAGAGCUUUGAAUUACGAACAGAUACCCUUCAUACCUGCUUAAUGUUGAGGUGAUGUCAGGUACUAGUUCUGUCACAUGUGAGGUGAAGGUUAUUGUACAAAAUGAAGAUGACGAACCUCCACAAUUUACGAAGAGGACAUUCAAGUUCCAAACAUAUGAGGAAAUGGAACCGAGUACUAUUGGUGUUGUCUCCGCAUUCGAUGAAGACACGAUGCCCUCAGAUCUCUCCUACAUCAUUGUUAAUUCACAUUCAUUGGAAAAGUUCAUUAGUGUCGAGAAAGGGGGCGUGGUUAAAUCUAAAUCACCGUUAAUAAGAUCUGAUUUAUCCUCUUUCAACUUUUACGCGCCGAAUACAAACUCUAUAGAGUUCGAUGUCACUGUCACCGACGACAAGAAAAGCGACACAGCCAGGGUUGUCAUCGAAGUGAAAAAUCUGGUCGUAAGACGCGAAGACUCACAAUAUGUCUACGGAACUAUUCUGGAAAACAGUGUUGCUAAUUCCAUUGUCAAUAUUUCUUUUCCCUCGGAGGACAAAGAUGGGGUUCUCAAAAUACAAACUGUGUCUGAGGAUUUCUACUUUGAUGAGAUUACGGGCGAACUGAAAACAAAGAGGUCGUUUGAUCGUGAAGCCCAGGCAGCCCAGAGGUUAAAUGUGGCACUAGUUGACAAGAAGAACCUGUGCAAGGAAGUGGCUGUGUAUGUUGUAACCGUUUAUAUACUGGACGUGAAUGACAACACACCUGAAACAUCAGUUGCUGAUUAUCACCACAUGUUGUCGGAGAACUUUAUAGGGAGCACCUCACUGGUGAUUACCGGAAGCGAUGCUGAUGAAGGUGUCAACAGCGAAGUUGUAGUCGAAAUUAGCGGAACUUUCAGUGAGCAUUUCGAUUUAACGAAGUUGGCAAACAGUGCUACAGGGCUGUUCAGAUACAAGUUAGUGGUCAAAAAGGAGUUUGACUACGAAAAGCUUCAAGAGAAAUCUCUGAAUUUUCUUCUCAGUGUAAGGGAUAGUGGGAGACCGGCACUCUCCUCGACCUCUAAGCUUGUUGUCGAUAUUUUGGAUGUCAAUGACAAUACACCAGCAUUCAAGAUGGUUCCAUCGAGUCCUGUUAUGGUGGAAGAAAAUUAUGCGUUAAAGAAGACAAUCGUCACUGUCAGUGCCACUGAUGAGGACAGCGGGUACAAUGGUGCUGUGACAUACACACUUGACCAGUUUCAGGAAGGUGGGUUCACUAUCGGUGAGAGCACAGGGGACCUGUCCCUUGUGGGAUCUUUGGAUUAUGAAGAACGCAUUGAGUACUCCGUUGAAAUAAGGGCAGUGGAUGGUGGGAUACCUAGCCGCACAGCCACGGCGAUUGUUACCAUUAAAGUGGUGGAUGUAAACGACAAUGCACCUGUGUUUACGUCUUCCCAUUACACCAUAGAAGUGAAAGAGAAUCGAACGAACGUUCACUCAGAAGUGAUGCGAGUGUCAGCUUUCGACAAGGACAGCGGUGAUUUCGGGAAAGUCAUCUACAGCCUGAGCAAUUUUGUGCAGAAUUUCAGGAUUGACAGCGACACCGGCAAUGUCUCCACCACUAACAGGUUGGAUUUUGAGCAACUUGAGAACCCAAAUAUCGAGCUGCUUGUGGAAGCACAUGACAACGAUCCGAACUUUUCAAGUAGACGGACGAGCACAGCAACAUUGCUGAUUCGCUGUUUGAACGUAAACGACGUGCCACCAGUGUUUGAUAAAAAGUAUUACACGGCAAAGGUUAACGCAGGGCAGGACCCGUUGGUCACUGUUGUGAGAGCCACAGACCAGGACACACCCGCUGACCAGCUCACAUACACUGUUUUAUCACCCACAGACUUUACCAUUGACAAAGAUGGAGUGAUCAAAGGGAAAGGAUCCAUUUCAGCACCCCCAUCACUUCGAGAAAUCACGGUUGAAGUUCGAGAUGGUGUAUUCAAGGCAACAGCCUUAGUACAGGUGAAUAUAACAACUGGAAAACAUGGGCCAACUGUGAAAGACAACUAUACAGAGUUCAUCUUAGAAAACCGCCCUGCCGACUCCCUCCUCCUGACCACAGAGAAUUUCACCACUGGCUAUGACUUAACAUUCCAAUUUUUUGGGGCUGCACAGUUCUACGUCAAUUCUUCUGGCAAUACGGGAUAUCUGUGGACAACGCAUGAAUUUGACCGAGAACACACUGACAGCUACACUGGCUACAUCAUGAUCUCUAACUCCCUUGUUGAGGAUCAGUUCUCAAAUGUUAAGGUGUUCAUAACUGUUUUGGACGUCAAUGAUAAUGCUCCGAGCUGUAGUCAGCCCUUGUAUAAGCUGAACAUCAAAGAAGGAGAGGCUAUGAAUAGCAGUAUCGGUCACAUAGAAGCCAGUGACCCAGAUGUCGGACAAAAUGGAACAUUUGAUUACAUCAUCAAAGGAGAUGAAGGUAAACUGUUUGCAAUAAGUGAGGAUGGAUGGCUGAGAACAAUAGUUGUUCUUGAUCGGGAGCAAAAAGAUAUGUAUACAAUUGAUAUAGAGUUAAACGAUCAUGGCAAUCCUCCGUUGACUGGCAGCUGUAAGGUCUUCUUGAGGGUUCUUGAUCGGGAUGACACGCCCCCGGAGUUCAGCCGGUCUGAGUAUGUGGAACAGAUCCGUGAGAACACUGCACUAAACACUUCUAUUUUACUUCUGGAAACCAGUGACCCAGACUCGGAUAUAAACACCAUCCGUUACAGUUUGGUGAAAUCCAUUCCCGAAAUCGGCAUACAAGAAGAUACAGGCCGACUUUUUACGAAGUCCAGCAUUGACAGGGAGAAGGUGGAAGGCUUCAAUAUAACUGUACGCGCAUCGGAUCCAGCAGGAAACAUCGGUACCACUGAAGUCAGGAUUGAAGUGCAGGACGAGAACGACAACGCGCCUAAGUUUGAGAGCGACACUUACCGCUUUCAACUAUUCGACAACGUCACUGAGGGGCAGUCUGUGUUUAGCGUUCAUGCCACUGAUGCCGACGCAGAGUACAAUCGUGUUAGGUACAAGCUACAAUCAAACUCUGGUUACGAUUUUGAGGUCAACUCUGUAACUGGCAAUAUCACGUUAAAGCGCAGGAUACAGGAGGAUAGAAGUUCUGAGGUUUUUUACAUUGUGGCAACGGACGACGGACAUGAUGGAGGGCGCUCAAAUUCAGCCACAGCCACAGUGAUAGCUGAUAUAAGGUACAACGUGUACGCACCUGCGUUUGAUUCCAUGUAUUACGAUGCGACCGUGGUGGAGGAACAGUAUGGAGGGGACAUUAUUGUGAUCAGUCUGGAGGCGACUGACAAAGAUGAAUUUGGACGAAUCUCCAAAUAUUCCAUAGAGCCGAAUCUGUAUUCAGAUUAUUUCCAAAUUUCUUCUUUGGGUAACAUCACAGUAUCCAAAAAGCUUGAUAGAGAGGCCUUACCAGUACAGCACUUCAUUUUGAAAGUCAUAGCCACUGAUGAUGGUGUCCCAGCGAAGCAAAACUUCACGAUUGUAAACGUUACUCUACUUGACAUCAACGACAACGCCCCAAGCUUCCCCCAGGGUCAAUACAGUGUCACACUAAGUCAGACUUACAAAUCAGGAAGACUCAUACCUAUCCCAACUGCUGAUGACCCUGAUGAAGGGGAAAAUGCAACGGUCGAGUACACUUUGUUUCGAAACAAUUAUAACUUUACGAUCGAUAAAAACAGCGGAGUAAUAAGGGCUACAUCUGACUGUCACGGUUGUGUCAGGCCUGAGAAUUACACAUUAAAUGUGCCUGGAGGGCUGUUUGUCAUGGCGCGGAACCCUAAUGACAUCAAUUUCGAAGUUGACCAAGGUCUCAGAGUAAACAUUGUUCUUAAUUACGAUGAUCCCAACAAACAUGCACCAAAAUUCACCACACCUCUGGAUGAGUUUCCUAUUGACAUGAGUGAACAGAAAGUCAAGAGUGAAAUACAGGGGCUGAGAAUUCAUGCUGAAGAUGAAGAUGGAGACAAUGUCACAUACUCCGUGAAUGUUAGCGAUGUCAGGACAAGAUCAAUCUUCAUGAUUGAUAAGAAUUCGGGCGUAAUUAAAUUAAUGUUUGCCCCUGACCCAAACAUUGUUAGUUACAACCUAACAGUGAUAGCCACGGACAACGCUCUGUUGCCUAAGACAGCCUCUAUUUAUUUCAAGCUGAUCAUCACGCAUGGCAGUACUAGCAGUGCGGUUCGAAGCGCUCUGAUAGCUGUCAGUGUAAUAACCGUGGCGACAAUAAGCGUCCUUGCUGCCCUCCUCUUCUGGCAGUGGAAAGGACGUUUGGUAGCUCAGCGUGAGCUGGAGAGAGUGAGAAAGGGUGCAUACAUGAAAGCAGAUAAUCGAUCACAUCACAGUAACAAGGAGCCUAAUUGGGCUGGAGAAUACCAUGAGUUGACAGUAAAAGAUGAAUACAUUACCCCAGCAGGGGAGUCACCAUAUUACAUCACCCCUGCAGAAACCAACAACCAGGAUUCCAACUCACCUGUAGCUGUAGAGAACAUCAACUAUCAGGUAAACCCCAUCUCCUGUCCAGAGUACCUGACCCCUGAAGAAGAAAACAAUUCUGAUUUUUACUUAACUGCACAGAACCCCUACUGUCAGGUAAACCCCAUCUCGUGUCCAGAGUACCUGACCCCUGAAGAAGAAAACAAUUCUGAUUUUUACUUAACUGCACAGAACCCCUACUGUCAGGUAAACCCCAACUCUUGUCCAGAGUACCCGACCCCUGAAGAAGAAAACAAUUCUGAUUUUUACUUAACUGCACAGAACCCCAACUGUCAGGUAAACCCCAACUCCUGUCCAGAGAACCUGACCCCUGAAGAAGAAAACAAUUCUGAUUUUUACUUAACUGCACAGAACCCCACCUGUCAGGUAAACCCCAACUUCUGCCCAGAGUACCUGACCCCUGAAGAAGAAAACAAUUCUGAUUUUUACUUAACUGCACAGAACCCCUACUGUCAGGUAAACCCCAACUCUGGUCCAGAGUACUUGACCCCUGAAGAAGAAAACAAUUCUGAUUUUUACUUAACUGCACAGAACCCCAACUGUCAGGUAAACCCCAACUUCUGUCAAGAGUACCUGACCCCUGAAGAAGAAAACAAUUCUGAUUUUUACUUAACUGCACAGAACCCCUACUGUCAGGUAAACCCCAUCUCCUGUCCAGAGAACCUGACCCCUAAAGAAGAAAACAAUUCUGAAAACUUAACUGCACAGAACCCCUACUGUCAGGUAAACCCCAACUCCUGUCCAGAGAACCUGACCCCUGAAGAAGAAAACAAUUCUGAUUUUUACUUAACUGCACAGAACCCCAACUGUCAGGUAAACCCCAACUCCUGUCCAGAGAACCUGACCCCUGAAGAAGAAAACAAUUCUGAUUUUUACUUAACUGCGCAGAACCCCAACUGUCAGGUAAACCCCAACUCCUGUCCAGAGAACCUGACCCCUGAAGAAGAAAACAAUUCUGAUUUUUACUUAACUGCACAGAACCCCUACUGUCAGGUAAACCCCAACUCCUGUCCAGAGAACCUGACCCCUGAAGAAGAAAACAAUUCUGAUUUUUACUUAACUGCACAGAACCCCAACUGUCAGGUAAACCCCAACUCCUGUCCAGAGAACCUGAGCGCUGAAGAAGAAAACAAUUCUGAUUUUUACUUAACUGCACAGAACCCCAACUGUCAGGUAAACCCCAUCUCCUGUCCAGAGUACCUGACCCCUGAAGAAGAAAACAAUUCUGAUUUUUACUUAACUGCACAGAACCCCAACUAUCAGGUAAACCCCAACUCCUGUCCAGAGUACCUGACCCCUGAAGAAGAAAACAAUUCUGAUUUUUACUUAACUGCACAGAACCCCAACUGUCAGGUAAACCCCAUCUCCUGUCCAGAGAACCUGACCCCUGAAGAAGAAAACAAUUCUGAUUUUUACUUAACUGCACAGAACCCCAACUGUCAGGUAAACCCCAUCUCCUGUCCAGAGAACCUGACCCCUGAACAAGAAAACAAUUCUGAUUUUUACUUAACUGCACAGAACCCCAACUAUCAGGUAAACCCCAACUCCUGUCCAGAGAACCUGACCCCUGAAGAAGAAAACAAUUCUGAUUUUUACUUAACUGCACAGAACCCCAACUGUCAGGUAAACCCCAUCUCCUGUCCAGAAAACUUGACCCCUGAAGAAGAAAACAAUUCUGAUUUUUACUUAACUGCACAGAACCCCAGCUGUCAGGUAAACCCCAACUCUGGUCCAGAGUACCUGACCCCUGAAGAAGAAAACAAUUCUGAUUUUUACUUAACUGCACAGAACCCCAACUGUCAGGUAAACCCCAUCUCGUGUCCAGAGUACUUGACCCCUGAAGAAGAAAACAAUUCUGAUUUUUACUUAACUGCACAGAACCCCAACUCCUGUCCAGAGUACCUGACCCCUGAAGAAGAAAACAAUUCUGAUUUUUACUUAACUGCAAAGAACCCCAACUGUCAGUUAACUGCACAGGACCCCAACUAUCAGGUCAAUCUCAACUCCUGUCCAGUGUACCUGACCCCUAAAGAAGAAAACAAUUCUGAUUUUUACUUAACUGCACAGAACCCCUACUGUCAGGUAAACCCCAACUCCUGUCCAGAGAACCUGACCCCUGAAGAAGAAAACAAUUCUGAUUUUUACUUUACUGCACAGAACCCCUACUGUCAGGUAAACCCCAACUCCUGUCCAGAGUACCUGACCCCUGAACAAGAAAACAAUUCUGAUUUUUACUUAACUGCACAGAACCCCAACUGUCAGGUAAACGCCAACUCCUGUCCAGAGAACCUGACCCCUGAAGAAGAAAACAAUUCUGAUUUUUACUUAACUGCACAGAACCCCUACUGUCAGGUAAACCCCAACUCCUGUGCAGAGAACCUGACCCCUGAAGAAGAAAACAAUUCUGAUUUUUACUUAACUGCACAGAACCCCAACUGUCAGGUAAACCCCAACUCCUGUCCAGAGAACCUGACCCCUGAAGAAGAAAACAAUUCUGAUUUUUACUUAACUGCACAGAACCCCAACUGUCAGAUAAACCCCAACUCCUGUGCAGAGAACCUGACCCCUGAAGAAGAAAACAAUUCUGAUUUUUACUUAACUGCACAGAACCCCAACUGUCAGGUAAACCCCAACUCCUGUCCAGAGAACCUGACCCCUGAAGAAGAAAACAAUUCUGAUUUUUACUUAACUGCAAAGAACCCCAACUGUCAGGUAAACGCCAUCUCGUGUCCAGAGAACUUGACCCCUGAAGAAGAAAACAAUUCUGAUUUUUACUUAACUGCACAGAACCCCAACUAUCAGGUAAACCCCAACUCCUGUCCAGAGUACCUGACCCCUGAAGAAGAAAACAAUUCUGAUUUUUACUUAACUGCAAAGAACCCCAACUGUCAGGUAAACGCCAUCUCGUGUCCAGAGUACCUGACCCCUGAAGAACACAUUAACCCUAAUUCGCACAGAACCCCAAAUAUGAGAUAA